AUGGCUCCCCCGGUGCUCCGGCUCCCCGAGGAGCCGGCCGGGAAUUCGCCCCGCUUCCUCCCUUCCAAGGUCGUGCAAAUAACCGGGCACGCCGAACGGCGGAGACCCAACGCCAAGAGAGAGCCUCGGGGUCAAUCGCGUCCCGCAACACCGAGGCACGCCCGAGCCGCUGCCCGUUCCCCGCCUUUCCAGCCCGCCGCUUGUUCUGCCGGCGGAGGGAUCGAAUCCUUUGGCUUUUCCUUCCUGUGUGUUUUAGAUGCCAAGUGGAAAACGAUAACUGGCCAAAUUAAGAAAGCUGUGGAAGCCUAUGAGCCGUGUGUAAAGGAAAAUUGCAGCUGCCACCAAAGUGUCUGGAAGCAGGACCUGGCUCCUUUUCGAGGUGGCAUUUCCAAGGAGACAAUAUCAGAUGUGGUGAGCCGGAAGCUCGGGACCCACUACCAAAUAAUUAAAAACAAACUGUAUCGUGAGCAGGACUGCAUGUUCCCUGCAAGAUGCAGUGGAGUUGAGCACUUCAUUCUGGGGGUCAUCCACCGCCUCCCUGACAUGGAAAUGGUGAUCAAUGUGCGAGACUACCCCCAGGCUCCCAAGUGGAUGAAACCCAUUAUCCCAGUCUUCUCCUUCAGCAAGACAUCUGAAUACAAUGAUAUCAUGUAUCCUGCCUGGACAUUUUGGGAAGGAGGACCAGCUGUUUGGCCAAUUUAUCCAACAGGUUUAGGGCGCUGGGAUCUCAUGAGAGAGGACCUCAGAAGAUCUGCAGAAAAAUGGCCAUGGGAGAAAAAAAUCUCUAAGGGAUAUUUCCGAGGAUCCAGAACAAGCCCUGAGAGAGAUCCUCUCAUCCUGCUGUCCCGAGAAAACCCGGAACUUGUUGACGCUGAGUACACUAAAAACCAGGCUUGGAAAUCUGAAAAGGACACCUUAGGAAAGCCUCCUGCAAAGGAAAUUCCAUUGGUUGAUCACUGCAAAUACAAGUACCUGUUUAAUUUCCGCGGUGUGGCGGCCAGUUUCCGCUUGAAACACCUUUUCCUGUGCGGCUCACUCGUCUUUCAUGUUGGAGAAGAGUGGUUGGAGUUCUUCUACCCCCAGCUGAAGCCUUGGGUCCACUACAUCCCGGUGCAGUCAGAUCUCUCUGAUGUCAGGGAACUCUUACAGUUUGUAAAGGAAAAUGAUGCCAUAGCACAAGAAAUUUCAGAGAGGGGACGUCGGUUCAUCACUGAGCACUUGGAGAUGGAGGACAUCUCUUGCUACUGGGAACAUCUGCUGUCUGAAUAUUCCCAAACCUUGACUUAUAAAGUGAAAAGGAGGAAGAGCUACAGCGAGAUCACUUCUGGACAGCUGAAAACAGAACUGUAGAGACUUCUCUGUUUUUCUCUUCAGCUCAAACUGAUCACUGUGGAAAUCUGAAGAUCAAUAUUAACUUAUCUCUUGGUCUCUCAGACUUACCUUUUACACUAGAACUACAGAGGACAGCAGUAGGCUGACUUUGACAUUGCUUCCAGGCAGUGGGACCUGGUUAUAUUGUCACCACAAGAAUGUUAAGCAGCAUGUUGAAUUAUGGCUAUUUAAUGGGGUGGUCAGUCAUGCCUAGAGGAGGGGUGCUAGCAUUUAGGACUUAGUUACUACCUGUCUCAGAAUGAUCCUAAAUUCCUUUCAGUUGAUGAGAAAAGUCCUUACUGGACUUUUUACCAGAAGUCAUGGCAAAGGACACAGACUGUGAGCUGCACUCAGCUGGCAAAUACUUGCCCCUUCGGUUUGGCAAAUGUUUUCUCAGCUGGGUGAUAGCACUUGGGGUUUUAGGUGUUCUCUGACAGAAACAGGUACUGGGAUUUGGGGGUAACCUUUUUCGAUAGCUUAGAGUUGAUGUUUAUGUUGGGUUUUAGAGGUGAAAGUUCUUAAAAGUAUCCUUGGAAGGAUAACUGAUCCUUGCAGAGUUACCCUACCUACCUCACAGGGGAGCAGCAGGUGCUGGUGAUGUGCUUGGUAAUCACUGAUUUGAUUGCCAAGAGGUGGUUCAUCCUCCAACAGAUGAGCUGGGUGCCUGCACAGCCCUGCACAACUGAGCCCCUGUUAAUUAUCUCUCACCAGCUGCCUGGCCAGACAUUCUAGGACCCUUAGGAACCCAGAGGAAGUACUCACAGAGGUAGAUUCAGCACUUAUUUUUUUCCAAAAGUGCAGAGUCUGCUCUGAUCCCCUUCUGAAAUCUUUCUAGGAUUAUUUUGGGGUUUUUUUGGUUUGGGGUUUUGUUGAGACUGGUAAUACAUCUGGUUACUUCAGUACUUGCUUUUCUUCCCCACAGCUGUACUACUUCUUUUCUCAUCUCCUUCAGCCUGGUUGAGGGAAUGUCUUCAGUCACACAGUAGCAGCUACUGCUCACAUUACCCAUUUUGAGUUCAGUCACAGGCUGCUUGUUUUUGCUGUGUUUAUGCCCACCACAGCCUCUCAGGCCAGGACUGUAAUUCCUGAAAUGCUCUGUGCCCCCUAAGGCAAGAGGCUGGGAGGGAACAGCAUCUUCUCUGGCAGCCAGACAGGAGAGUGGGUGUCAGGAGGGACACAGGAGCCUCCCAGGGGAGCACCCUUGAUGGUAAAGCAGCCUCAAGGCUGAGAGAAGCACAUUAUCAUGGAAGAGGAUGAUAGCAACAGCUCUCAGCCAGUCUGCAGUCUGUGUGGAUUAGGGAAGAAGGAAAUUGUAUGGAACAAUAACAUUUAAGUGCACAUGUGCCCUCUCAGAGGCCUUGCAGCCCUGGUACAGGGACACAGCAGCUGACCCUAUUGAUCAAAUGCAGGUUGCUGGGGCAGCGUGUUGGUUUUGGGACCAGUGCUGGGGUUAUCCCACCCAGCAAAGGAAACAGAAUAGGACAUUAAAAGAGCUUGGUUUCCCAGGAAAACUGUGCCAGAGUGGAAAGGGUUUUCUGGUUUUCUAUUUUUAGCCAAUGGAGAGACAGCACUCCAAGAAACUGAACAGCUCUGUAUGAUAUUUUAAAACCAUUUGGAAAGAAGUGCUUUUUGGAAUAAAACAAACAAAAAUGAAA
Parus major (Great Tit) is the source of this 3026-nucleotide messenger RNA. RefSeq names its product protein O-glucosyltransferase 1 (gene POGLUT1). NCBI's taxonomy places the organism in Eukaryota, Metazoa, Chordata, Aves, Passeriformes, Paridae. Bases 1 to 1350 code for a protein of 449 amino acids. Gene Ontology annotation, biological process: protein O-linked glycosylation; positive regulation of Notch signaling pathway. The transcript has 11 exons. Gene Ontology annotation, cellular component: endomembrane system. Gene Ontology annotation, molecular function: UDP-xylosyltransferase activity; UDP-glucosyltransferase activity. The record is from RefSeq and is a predicted model, not a curated record.